Messenger RNA from Chrysemys picta bellii (western painted turtle), 7433 nucleotides. NCBI's taxonomy places the organism in Eukaryota, Metazoa, Chordata, Testudines, Emydidae. The record is from RefSeq and is a predicted model, not a curated record.
UGCCUUGUUUUCCCUUUACCGGUUCUGUCUCAUUGUCCCAACCCCUCUCUCAGGCCCUUUGGCUGGGGAAGGGGCACGAACACCAGGCUGCAGGAGCAAAAGUUUGUCACUUUUUCAGUGGACAUUUGAUACUGAUGCACAGGAACAGGGACUUCACUCAUUGGUUAAAGGUGAUCUUCAAACUGGACUAUGAUGAGUGAAAAUAGAGAAAGAGGGUCAGGUUUCCGGGGGGACCUACUUUAGUUGUCACCAAUUUAAUCAGCAAUGCAAGCUGAGUUUGGACUGCAAGCUGAAAUCCUAGGGCCUGCAAAAGUACCUAGGUGCCUAAACUCCAACUUCCCACUAGGGAAGGGAAGGGAAGAGGAGAACAUGGAGGGAGCCACCAGGGCUGGGGAAAGGGGAAAGGCAAGGAAGUUAGAGGGUGGGGUAUGAGGGAAGGAAAAGAGGGCAGAAGAGAUACUGAGGGAGGAGGAGGAGAAGGGGAAAAGCUACAAAAGUAACAAUUCACUUCCCUCCUCCACCCCCCAAAUUCCUCAUGCGAAGUUUUGCCUUUGUCCUGCAUUUCUUUUAGUUCCUUCAAUGCCAACUUAGCCUUUUCUUUAGCUUUUACAACACUGCUCCUUCAGUUACUUUAUCGUUGCCUUGUUGUCCAUAUUAAAUACUUCCUGGAAAGCCUACAUUUCCCAGGGAAUCAGAAGGGGAACACCCAAGGGAGGGGAGAUGUAAUAUUAGGGACAUAAAUAGGCUUCUGUUACUUUCCCCCAUCACACACACACUGUCCUCUAGAGAGGAGAGAAAAAAAAACAUGGAUGCAGAAGGAGACACAACAGAUACUGGGGACCUUGGAAGAGGAAACAAAGGUGUGGUAUUAUAGGAGAGGAGAGAGUGAACAAGGAAGAAAGGGCAAAAAUACCAGAGAUCCUUGGGAAGGGCAAGGAAAAAAGACCUGGGUCCUUGAUGGGAGGAGGGAGAAAUUUAAGGUGGGGCACACAGAUUAGUAGGAGAAAGGGGAUGGAGAAAAAACUGAAAAAGAGGGAGAGCUGAUGGAACAAAAAUGACAAAGAAAUGAGGGGUGGAGUGAGAGAGCCGAGAAAACAGAAGAGGAAAGGGGCAACUAAGGAAGAAAAUGAAAAGUACAAACAUAAGAGAAAAGGAGGAUUGGGGAUGUGAAGGGAAAAACAAGUUAUUUGAAGAGAAAAGGAAAUCAGUAAAGAAGAAAAGCAGAGGGAUGAGAAGAAAGAUAGCCAUAAAGGAGGAAAAAGCAAAUGGAACCAGAAAAAGAUUGCAUAUAGGAGACAGAAAAAAUAGACAUGGAUGGAGACAGCAGAGCAGAAAUGCACAACUAAGUUUCAUGUACCUUCAUUUAGUGACAUUUCCAUAUUUUACAUGUAGCGCUUGCAGAGAGCAGAAAGAGAAGGGCCAGUGGAGUUCCUAUGGGGGUGAGUGGAUUGAAAAUUGUAGGAUUACUGUGUUAUGUAUUAAUUUUUUGGGGGGGAGAGGGUCGUUACAACCAUAUGAAUUCUCCCAGUUUGAACACUGACUAAAUCUCAGAAUACCCAAGUAAAUCAAGAUUCAGAACAUUAUCUGACUGAGGGUAAAUGCUUUCAGGAAAAAGUGACAGAGGUAUGUUUUCCCCUUUUCAAAGCAAUCUCUAUGGAGGAGGAGAACUGUGAGGAUUCUGACCAGAGAGACCCUGAAGAAGAAAAGCUUGCCAAGAAGGAAGAACUGGUGAAGAGACUCAAUGCCGUGGGACUGAGUUCAGAGUACUGGCUGCCCACGCUACAAGAUAAACAUGGGGUUACUUCUGCGCAAGCAUUGGAACACCUGCAAUAUGAAGACUACCUAAAGCUAGAGUGUCAGGUACAAUACCCAUGGGAAAAGCAGGCUCUCCGAACCCUACUUAACAUAGCAGAGAGCAAGGCAACAAUGAAGCAGCUGCAGGAGGAGCGUUUGGAAAGGCUAAAGAAGCAGAAAGAGCAGGUUAAGGCAGCACUGCAGGAACUAAAAGAAAUGCAACAUGAAGGCAAAAUCCACCACAACGAAGCUGUAAGAAGGAAAGAAGAAGAGCUAUGGGUGGCUAUGGAAAUACCCCAGGAGUAUUGGGCACCAUCUGAGAAACCUCUGAUGGAGGUGCUGGAUAAUGCGCAUAAGCAAUUAGGCCUCCUGGAGCAGUCGGUGUCCCAGAGUGAGAAUCUCCCUGAUGAGGAAGUUUUGAGACGGGUGUCAGGAGGGCUGGCCCUGCAGGGCAUUUAUAAAACUAACAAACUCUCAGAUAUGCUAGAGACACGAGAGCAGCUGGUCAAUAUCCCAGAAGGGUUCGAGCUCUUUGGUCCAGAGCAAGGGCCGCUGUUUGCGAACAAGGAAUUUUCAUCUGCAGAAGCAGAAUCCACAUUCACAAAGGCCAUGGAGAAGCUGGGCUUCAGCAUUAGUGUUGCAGCCAAAGGUGGAUUUGGGGGGUUUAGUGCUGAAACCAGCUCAGAUCACAGCAGCUCUUCAGAAUCUGAAGAAACCCACAAAUCCCGCUCUGAGCACACUUACAUUUGCACCACCAAGUACAGCUACAUCCCACUGACCUCAUGCUACUUCCCCAAGGAUCAGCUUCGACUUUCCAGUGCAGCGCUGCAAGAGUUAAAAGAGAUCGAGCAGGUUUUCAGUCACACCCCAGAGCCGGACAAGAUCAACAUGCUGAAGAGCAGGGGCGGGAGUUUCUUCAAGAGAUUCGGGUCUCAUGUAAACCAGGGCCCCCUUCACUUGGGUGGGAUAUUCUGGUGGAAAGCGUCUUCUGCGGGAUUCCGGGCAGAGCAGCUGGACGAGGUGAAGAAACAAACAUCUGAUGCACUCAGCUCCUAUGUUGAGGGCAGCUAUAGUGGCUUUAUGAUCAAUUUCAAACAAAAGCUGACUGAAAAAACAAAGAACUACAGUGCAUGGAUUAACAUUUGCCUGUCGGAUAAAGGGCUUCAAGAUUUCCUGGAAAAUACAGUUUCACUGUGCAAAGAUUUGCCGGCACAAAAUACUGUAUACAUCAGAUCUCGGCUGCGCUGCCUUCUGGACCCUCAUGUCUAUUCAGUUAAGAAUUUCCCCAAAUCUUCCUCUAUUAUGCAGUGGAUCUUUCGUGAAGAAAAAAAGCAGCAAAAAAAUAUGUCUAUAUCUGAAUUUGCUGAUUUUAUUCAAGUCCUACAGGAAAUGAAGGAUUACAUACAGGAAGUUACUUAUGACCCUAUGUCUUCUGCAGCAGCAGUGCAAGAAGCAAAGGAAAUAGCCACCUUAAAUGUGAGCUUAGCUUUGUCUUCCUUUCUGCAGGCUCUAAGAGAGCGAACGCAGACAGACAUCGAGCUGUUAUUACUCUCAGUUGCAGCCAGCACAGGAUACCGAGUGGAAAGUCACACUUUUCAGUAUCUCCUCGGGUGCCCAAAAAUUAACUUCAUGUUAAAGGAAAUGCAAACAGCACACGAGGAAUAUUUGAGUCACAGGGAUCAAAAUGUUUCCAGAGCUCAGGCUUCCCUGCUCUUGACAGGUCUGAGAGUGACAGCUGAAUUCAAAGAUGUAACUCCGGAGGAGAAGAAUAAACGUUUGACUUUUAUGAAACAUCACAUGGGAAAAUUACUGUCUAAUGAAAUAGCAAAUGUUCUUAAAAACCACAGUGCACGGAAUGAUUGGGACGUACUGGAAAGAGACUUAAAUUGCCUUUUAAAUCGGGAUUUUGAAGCUGCAAAUGAUAAUUUGCAGAAACAGGAUACAAUAAAAGAACUAGACGACAGCUAUCAACGAGCAAAACCAUCAAAAUUAGAACCAAAAGUGCAAUCUACUGAUCUUGAAAUAUGUGGAACUAUUGAAAACCAAGAGUUCCUUAAUUUAAUGAAGCGACUUGGACUUGAAAGGUACUAUCCUAGGAAAAUGGGGACAGACAGCUUCCAUAUAAUUUCCAAUAUCUCUUUACAUGACAGCCAGCCCAGCACAGAGGAUAAGUUGCCAUUUUAUUUUUUGAAAAAGCUGUUAAUGAUGGACUAUCGGGUCAGGUACUUGGUUUGUAAGGUUGACAGUAAAACAAAACCAAGUGUAACAAGAGUAUUGAACACCUCAAACAGAGGCAGUGACUCCUCAGGUACGUUUGAUGACAUUUUUAAUUAUUUCUGUGAAGGAACCAAUGAAUCUGCAGGAACAAGGCAGACACAUGUGCACCCAAUGGACAUCCAGAUGGCAAUUUUUCAUUGUGCAGAUGAUUUCAUGAGACAGUAUCUUUCAACAAAGCUCGCUUUCUGCCAGUUUGCGCUCCCACUUCUGGUGCCAGAUCCUUCUACUUCACAAAUAGAAUUCCCUGUUUUGGCCCUUAGCCAAGUUAAAAAGAGCUGGAAAGGUGCUGAAAAAUCAGGAGAGGAGACCAGCAUUAAAAAUUAUAACAAACUGAUGUAUCAGGCACAUACACACCUGGUGUCCUUUAUACGGAUUGGCAAUUCGCCUCAUUCUUCUAAGUCUCAGAUCCUGAAUGCUCUGCUAAGUAAGCACGACAUUUUUUUCCACCGUCACUGUAGAGGCAGCAGCAAAGAUUGUGUCCUGAUGAAUGGGGUUGUGGAAAUCUCCUGGUAUUGUCCAGGUGGAAAGGAUGACGAUAGAUUUGACAACUGCAUUGCCUUCACUAAUCUUCAUGGGGAUGCACGAGAGCACGAGCAACAAGUCACAUUUUUACAGGAGAUCGCUUCUAUAAAUGUGGUUCUCUUAUCAGAUACAGAUCAGAAUGAUGAGGGGGGCAAGCAAAUUAUCCGUGAUCUUUGGCAAUCUCAAAAGCCUUUGAUCUGCCUUUUUGCUGAAAAAGAGAACAUUGUGCCUGGUAAAUCAAGCCAGAAUGUAGGAAUAGGCAUCAAGAACAGAAACGAGGCAGAAUUAAUAGAUGAAAUAACAGCAACAAUCAGAGAUUUUCUGGCAGGCUCAAUUGCCACUUGUAGUCUUGAUGCUUGUGUAAAAACUGCUCGGCAGCAUGGCUUCCUCAUUGAUGAAGACAAGGAAGAGUGCAAGGAAGCCAAGUCAAAGGCAGAGGCAUUGAUGGGCCUCUUGCGAAAGCAUAGCUUACACAUUCAUUACUUUCCUCACCUCUGGGAAGGAAACCCACCGAUGGCACCUCCGAACCCCAGUUACAGCCAAAAUGUGCAGGAACUAAAGAGUAAUAUUCUCAACGCUGCCAAAAAGGAAUCUCAGGGCAAUGUUUUAAGGCUGUCAGAGUUAAAAAUCCGAAUCGGUGAUUUGUGGAAGGCUUUGUUAAAUGAGAAUUUUAUUUUCAGUUUUAAGAACACGCUGGAGAUUGCGGCCUACAACAGGUUAGAAACAAUGUUUAGCCAAUGGACCUGGCAGCUGAGAAGUCACAUGCUAGAGCUGCAGACAAAACUAAACAAUCAAAUCAGGAACAGAGAAAUGCUCCAAAUCACCAGAGAAAGCCUUGAAGAAGGAGUUAGAGAAAAAUAUGGUGCCAUCAUGGAUCAACUCGAAAAGUAUUUCAGUGAAGACCCAGAUGCUGAAAUAUUGAUUCAAUGGAAAGCAAACAUAGAAAUUAAACUGACAGAACUUAAAAUGUCACUUAUUGAUGAAACUAAGAGGAAAUCUGAAGAACUUAUCAGACUAAGGAAGAACCAAAGCAAACUGGAUGAAAGGAAGUCAGAAUAUGAAAAUGAGCUAUUCAAAAGGAGCCAAGAGUUGGCUCUGUCAUUCAAAGGCAAGAAAUUGAGUGAAAAUGAACUGAGAGAGAACUUUGACCGCCUAUGGGGAAAAUGGGUCUAUGAAGUGUCCUCUGAUGCCCCUUCUAUUGAAGAUCCUAAUAUCAGCCUUGAUAUAGAAAACAUCCUGCUCGAGCGUUUUAAACAGAAGUCUGGUGUAGCAAAAAGAAUUAAGGUCUAUUCUAGCAAGAAUAUGUUUUCCACUGAUUUUUUGAAGCAUAUCACCAUAAAGAGAGGAUGGCAUGUAUUCAAGAAGAAGACUUUAGAGAAGUGUGACAGAGACACCAUAGAGCAGGUUACAGACCACAUCACACAGCGGGUCAGAGCAAUGAUCGAUAGUAAAGAGCAGCAGAGACUGGAUUACAAUGCAAGUUACAUUCAUGAAAUACUGAAUAAAAUAAGACAAGAGGUGGACUCUGCAUCUAAUAACCCAAAGUACACAUUUAAUGAUGAUUACAUAAUAGAUUUAUCAGUGUAUUUAUGCAAAAUAGCAUCAGGAAGGUUUGAAAACCUGCACAGAGCAUUUAAAAAAGCAAAUGAUCCAAAUGACUACCUGGGGGGUAAAAGAGAAGAUUUCUUCAAGUGUUUUCAGAUUUCCUGCCAAGGAGCAACCUCUAUCACAACAUUUGCUGAUUUCCUAUGCACCAAGCUUUCUGCACCUCUCCGCCAGGCAGUCUAUGACAAGACUGCCAUUGACAUAGCCAGUGAGAUGAAGUCUAAACUUCCAGCUUUCAAUGGGAACAGAUUGAAUCUAGAAAACUCUAUUCUUGUAUAUCUGGCAGAGAAGGAAGACUUUGAGGAGUACAAGCGAUACAUUCAAUUAACAAAAUACUUUUUUGAGGAGUUUAUCAAGCAGCGCGUUGAUGAUUAUUGCUUAGACAAGAACAAUCCAAAACUGAAGAAUUCCCUAAAUAAUUCCCUUGAUUCUUUCCAUACUCUUGUCCUUUCAGCUAUUCGUGACGCAACUGAAGUUACUAAAGACAGACGUGGCAACGUAUCCUUAUGGCUGGAUGAAUUUUGCAGGAGACUGCUACAGCAUUUAACCCUUCCAAGAGAUGAUCUAAAAAGCAUUGAACAUCAGGAGGUAACAGACAUAGAGUUUCUUAAGGAAGCAAUGAGUAAAGCAUUGGCUCCUGUGGUAGAAAAUCUAAAACAAGACUUUGCUGUCAUUGAUUUGGAGCCAUUUUCAAGAAAACCACAUGAAAUACUAGCUGAACAGCUUGGUGGGUGCUGGGAGAAGUGUCCCUUUUGCACAGCUCCUUGCACAAACACCAUAGCUGGUCAUGAUGGAAAACACAGUGUUCCUUUCCAUCGGCCUCAAGCUGUGGCUGGCUGGUAUUUUCAUACAACAGACAAUCUAGUUCCUGUUAUUUGUUCCAGUCUUGUAGCAAGUGAUAAACACUAUAGACUUAGUGUUAGUGAAGACCGACUAAUUCCAUACAAAAAGUACUGGGAAGGAGGACCGCCUUAUUCUGACUGGAGAAUCACAGCAGACAUGUCAGAGCAGUCUUACUGGAAAUGGUUUGUGUGUCGUUUCAAGACAGAGUUAGAAGAACUCUAUGGUAGAAAGUUUGAAGGCUAUGGUGAAAUCCCUUCUCAAUGGGAAAACAUUCCAAAGGACAAUGCACUCAGAGAGCUGAAAAAACUAUAUCCUUCAGUCAGUCAGAAAGAAUAACUGCAAAUCAGUACACCAUUAGCUUUACUGCUUGGAAAGUGUGUGUAAUGACUAGA